ACAGUGCUCGGAGCACGCGACGGGACAGGACGGGACAGAGCGGUGCCGUGAGGAGCCCCCGCACAGCGCACUCCUUCCUGCCUGACCCGGAGCUUUUCUGAGUUACUCCUACAGCGGACUUUGCAGCCAGACUGCAGGACUGUUUGUCUGAGAGCUUUCCCAAGGCAUCUUUCUACAAGGUGGCCUCAAGGCCAGACUCUGACAUGGCAGGCAGAUUUCCCAACUGUUUCCCACUCUUCAAAGUGUUCAGAAGAGUAAUAAGGAGAGGCUCUAGAGCCCACCCAGCCCAACAGCCUGAAGAGCCAGAGCCGUUUCAGCCAAUGCAGGAUGGUGCAGCCAUGGACCGCACACAAGAGCAGGACCCCACCCGUGGCCGCUUCCGCAGAGCACUGAAGAAGUUUGUGCCUGUUUGGCGUAGAAAGACCAGCACAACAACAGAGGGCACAGCCGAGCCUGACUCCAGCCUGACUGAGCUCCAGGCAGAGCCUCAUGUCAGCCCAGAUUUGCCCGAGCGCUCAGAAGAGUCUGACUCUGCAAGGAGUGAUGACAGGGCACAGGCUGACAUGGCAGUGACUGAGGACGUGGGCAUGACAAUUGCUAACACUGGAGAGACUCAGGGCGUCACAAAUACGGACAACACUCCCACUCUGAGUCAGGAACUUAUAGUGGACUACAUCAAAGACCCCUGUGCUUCUUCUCAGCAGCACUUAAGCAGCCUGUGGCCAGGGCUCGAGGCCUCCCAGGAUUGUGUGCCCACUCAGGCCAUGGUCACUGGGCCCCCUCAGUCUUUGAGGCCAGCACAGCGCAGCAGGAAGGGAAGCAGUUCUCGGGGGAAGCUUGGAAAGCGCUCCAAGUCUUCGCCAUGCCUCCCCCAGGUGCCAGCCAUGGUGAAAAGCAUUCACCAGAGAGUGACAUCCCGGGCACUUUAGAUGCCAGGCUGCGCACUGACAUUCUGAGGCUGGCUGGAGAACACCCUGCUGACGUGGUGCUGACCCUCCUGCGCUGUGCCCCAACGUGUGACAGAGCUGCUGCAAUGAUUUGGAGAGCCAUAGGCACGUCGGGAACAGCACUGGAGAACGUGCUGCCAAUUCUGCUCUGUGUCAUGGACGACUGGCCUCUGCACAGAAUGUGCACCUCUGAUGGAGACAACGAAGAUGUUUUUGCCCUUGCUGCAACUCUGGUGCUCUGGGUGAUGGUCCAGCUGCCUCACUGCCAGGAGGCAAUGAUGAAUGCUUCCUACCCUCUGUUUACGGCUCUGCUCUUGCAAGUUGUCAUCACCACACAGCAGGUGCCACCAGAGGAAGUUGAUAACUUCUGGAGAGUGUGCCAGGAGCAACACUGCCUUCCCAGCAAGCCCAACAGGUUUGCAGUGCAGACCAUGAAGGCUCUGCUCAUCUGUCUGCAGUAUGAGCCUGAGGUGAUGGCAAUAGAGCGCAAGCGUGGCUGGGACACGCUGCUGUGUGCUGAGACCCAGCACUAUGCCGUGGGUCUGCUGGCCAGGGAGAUUCGCUGUGUCUUGAUGCCCUUGUGUUCCCAUGUUGCACUCCACCUACUCCAGCUGCUCAGCACACAGGAGCCACGCUGGGACCUGCCCUUCCUGGCAUUCCUUGUGGAGGUCCUCGAGUGCCUGGAUUUGAGUGAAUGUGGUGACAGCAUCCUUGAGAUCAUGUCAAGGUUCCUGCGGAGCAAUUCCAGGGAGAGGCGUCGCCUGGCGCUCAGAGGCCUUGUGCUGCUCAGCAAGGAUCCCUUGAUGGCCAGACCUAUACGCAGCCUGUCUCGAAGCAUUUUGAAGCUGUUGGCUGGUACAGAUGGAGAGGUGAUCGGCAUGUCCCUCUCUGUGUUCAUAAAUAUGUUCCAGAACAAACACCUCAUGAUAUCCAGCACGGCUGCCCCAAAGCUGGCUGAGCCACUCCUGUCGCUCCUGGAAAACGACAACAGCCAUGUGCAGCUGCUUUCCAUUCACCUCUUCUGCACGGUGAUGGACUUGGUAGUGGACGAGGGAAAAAAGGCCCUGGAGAGAAUUGUGAGCCAGAGCCUGCUCCCACUCUUCUUACACUGCCAUGAUGAGAACCAGCACGUGGCCAAGGCCUCUCGGGAAUCGCUGGUUUGUGUGGCCGGGUAUUUGAGAAAGACACAUCUCCAGAGGGUGCUGAAUACAGGGCAGCUGUGGAAGUUCACCGAGUGCCUGCUGGCAGAGGACAGGAGCCGAGCGGCCGAGCACCUGCGCCAGGCCCUGCGGUACCUGCGGAGCCCACAGGAGCCCCUGCGAGAGGCGGCCGUCAGGUUCAUGGGGAUGGCCAAGCGGUACCUGAGGGAGCACCGGGAGGACCUCCAGGUGCUCAGUGAGGCCAUUCAAGCCCCAAGGAAAGACACCAGUCCAUCCCACUGGAACCUGUGAGCAGUGGGAGAUCAGUUUGCCAGCAGAGCUGAAGAAGUGGGUUCAUCUUGGGGAUGCAGUGAUCCAGUGUCCCAAGAACAGCACCAGGAGACACUGGAUGGCACACCAUAUCCAUGUGUCACUGGAGCUCCAGGGACAGCUGAUGAUUGGCACAGCUGAGCCUGUAGACAGCUCCCGUGGCUUCUGCCCUCUCCCUGCCUGUAGAUAGCUCUCUCCCUCCAGCCCUGAGACCACGCUCAUGCCUUUUUUCCUUUCCGCAUCAUUCCUUUGCUUCACACUGUAUAUUAUCUCUUAGUACUGGUUCUGUAUCUUGUGUUAUAACAAAUAGAUUAAAGUGUUAUCUCUAUG
Messenger RNA from Oenanthe melanoleuca, 2746 nucleotides. Its product is annotated as maestro heat-like repeat-containing protein family member 6. Bases 863 to 2398 code for a protein of 511 amino acids. NCBI's taxonomy places the organism in Eukaryota, Metazoa, Chordata, Aves, Passeriformes, Muscicapidae. The transcript is spliced from 14 exons. The record is from RefSeq and is a predicted model, not a curated record. Gene Ontology annotation, cellular component: cytoplasm.